Molecule: messenger RNA, 2310 nt
Organism: Phragmites australis (common reed)
Lineage: Eukaryota; Viridiplantae; Streptophyta; Magnoliopsida; Poales; Poaceae
Product: arginyl-tRNA--protein transferase 2-like
Exons: 6
Coding region: 188-2146 (652 amino acids)
Biological process (GO): protein arginylation
Cellular component (GO): cytoplasm
Molecular function (GO): arginyl-tRNA--protein transferase activity
Source: RefSeq, a predicted model, not a curated record
GUCCUGAAGAAGACAAGGUUAACUGAAACACGGACGAGGAAGUAUCAUACGGGUGUUUUACAGCUAGCCCCAUCCAGAUCCGGGGACCCAGCCGAUCCGCCCGGCCGCACCACACCGCCGAGACCUCUAAACCCAUCCCCGUCCUCCUCACUCCGGCGCGGCGACGAAACAUCCCGCCGCCGCCCCGAUGGCCGACGGAGCCAGCAGCAGCGGCGGGCGCGGGGGCGCGGGCGAGUCGGUGGUGGUCGACUACGGCCGGCGCCGCACCAUCUGCGGCUACUGCCGAUCCUCCGGCCCCACGAGCAUCUCCCACGGUCUGUGGGCUAACAGUCUGAAAGCUGACGACUAUCAAGUUCUCCUUGAUCGUGGGUGGAGGAGAUCUGGCUGUUUUCUUUACAAACCUGAGAUGGAAAGAACAUGCUGUCCCUCAUAUACAAUACGCUUAAAGGCAAAUGAGUUCAGUUGUUCCAAAGAGCAAGGUCGUGUACUUAAAAGGAUGCAAAGAUUCCUUGAUGGCGAGCUUGAUCCCCAGGUUGGAAGUCCGCAGUGUAAGGCAAGCCCUACAAAACGCUCACUCAGUGAACCUAUGAAUUCACCAACCUCAAAAGUGUCCAAGGUAUCAGCAAAUGAGUUUCGAGCAGCCACAUGUCCAAAUUUUUUGAAAGAAGAUGAGUUCACCAGCUGUCUGUCAAGCAAAAUCAACGAGGCAAUAGAUGCAUGCUUCCAAGGGGGAAUAUUAGGCUCUCAUCUUCAACUCCCUAAAGCUGUUGUGAAGACUGUUAAACCUCAAGUAAAAAAGAAAGUAGGAGAAGCAGUGCAAGAAAAGAAAGUACAAAACACAGUGCAAGAUUUGGUGUAUACAUGUAAUGUAAGUUUCCAAAUAGUGGCAACAGUUAGACGUGCAUUGGCUAAAGAAAAAGGCACUAAUCAAACUGAAGUAUUAGCAGAUCCUAAAGAAAAGGGCACUAAUCAAACUGAAGUAUUAGCAGAUCUUUCUCCUAAUUAUGUUGCAGAAAAGCUGGCCAUGACAAUGGAACGUCUCGGAGAACUAGCUGAUUUUGAAGUCAAAGCAUGUAAUGGGCAUCUGAAUUUCUAUUCAGCCACCAAUCAGGCAACGCAGAACCACUCCAGCACUUAUGUACCUACACAAGCUUCAGACAAGGCUAGUAGCUCAAAACAAAGCUCUGUGAACAGAAAUAAUGCAAGGCAUCCUCAAAAAAGAAGAAAACUAGAGAUUAGGAUGAGCAUAUCACAUUUUGAUUCUGAGGAGUUUGCUUUGUAUCAAAAGUAUCAGACAAAAGUGCACAAGGACAAGAUAGUUACGGAAAGCUCGUACCGGAGAUUUCUAGUAGAUACACCAAUUGUGUUUGUUCCCCCAAAGAGUGGUGAUAAUACAGUUCCACCAUGUGGGUUUGGGUCUUUUCAUCAGCAGUACAGAAUUGAUGGGAAACUUGUGGCUGUUGGUGUAGUUGAUAUCCUUCCUAAAUGUUUGUCAAGCAAGUACUUGUUCUGGGAUCCUGACCUUGCUUUCCUAUCUCUUGGAAAGUAUACAGCUCUAAAGGAGAUAGAUUGGGUCAAGACAGCACAGGAGCACUGUCCCAGCCUUCAGUACUACUAUCUUGGUUUCUAUAUACAUUCUUGCAAUAAGAUGAGAUACAAAGCUGCAUAUCGACCAUCAGAACUGCUCUGUCCAGUCCGUUAUGAGUGGGUUCGCUAUGAUUUAGCCAAACCUUUAUUAGAUAGAAGUUUGUAUUCCGUUCUAUCUGAUUUUGCUACAAUGCAAGAUGAAAUGCAUCAACCACAGAUUUUUGGUCCUAAUAAUGACUCUUCAGCAAAAAUUGACCACUUUGAGUCUCCCAGUGAUGAGGAUGAAGAAGAUUUGAACGACUAUGAAACGGGUAUGAUGGUUGAUGAACAGAUAACUCAUUCAGAAAAGGCUGAUACCACUGAAGAUAGUUCCAGCAUAAAUGACAUUGAAAACAUCAUCCUAGACCUGAAUGAUUCUCGAGUUAAAUACAAGGAUCUUCAGCAAGUCUUUGGGCCAAUCGAGAGGCGACACCUCAAUGCACUAGAAGGGCAAUUGAGCAGAUACGCCAAAGCUGUUGGAAAGGAGCUAUCUGAUCGAAUGGUCUAUUCCAUUACCUGAUACACAACUAUGUCCGAGGGGACAGUUCUAUGAGAGGUGCACCUGAAAGUUGAACUCUUGCUCGUUCGGAAAGAGCGUUUGAACCCUGGUACUGUAGUAUUUUUAAGCGCAUCGGUAUGUUGUAAAGAUUCCAAGAAAUAAGAAUGGAGACUGACAUGACAUGA